GGCAUCUCUAGUCACGAAUGGUUCCGUCUCCUCGUAAGCAGGCGCCACCAACGCCUAAAAAAAUGGCACAAAAGACUCCAACAAAAGGAACAAGAUCGUCUCCACGUAAGAAGGCGUGGGGCUCACCGAUCAAAGCGACUGCCAAAUUUCAGAGUGAUAUCUUUUCGGUCGAGGAUUUCGCCGACCUUUCGAACAGAUCGUGGGCUGAAGUUACCGAGGAAGACGAUGAGCUUGCUAGUAGACUUGAAGAAGAAAGACGUUGCAAGAGUGAAUCUCGCAGAAAGGGACAGCCAAAGAGGGCCCAGAACAGUCAAAACAAGCCGAAAUUCGUUCGUUCACUUGAGCUGACAAAUGAAGUGUUCCAGUCAACGUCUUCUCGUCGUUCACAAAGAAGCAAAUCCCGAACACGUAACGGAGACACCAUCACAACCGUCGAGGAGCACACAGAAACUGUCGUUAUGGAAUCCUCUUCAGGCCCGAUAAGCCGUAAAAGAUGUUUGUCAAAUGCGUCAACCAUUAAUGAAGGUGCAUCACCUUCAAAACGUCGUCCAGAAACUGGGAAAUCGAAUCGUAAAGCACCACGAGGCCGUCUGUUCACAAAUGGUGGAUCCGAUAGUUCGAGUGUGGCGAGCAGUCCGUCACGAAGGGAUCAUUGGGAAGAGCCGACUCUCGGAUGGUGCACUGAUGAGGCUGUAUUGAAGAGACGCUCAAGGGAAAUCGACAGAGCCAAGGAAAAGGCUGUCUAUCAACGAUAUACUUCGGAGGUGCCACUUCGCGAUCGCAUCAAGGGACAACAUCCACGAACCCCAAAUAAGCUUAUAAACUUCAGUCGCCGCAGUUGGGAUACUCAAAUCAAGAAAUGGAAGAGAAGCUUGUACGAGUAUUGUGGAGAGGAGCCAUCAGAUUCUGUCAAUACUUCUUUCUGUUACUCAGAUUCCGAUGCAUUGAGUGAGGCCGGUGACAACGAUAAGGAGAUUGAGAACAGAUCUGUUCUCCGAGAUCUUGUCAUUCCAGUCACUAUGCGACCAGAAGUUGACUCAAUGGCUUCCCUACUCGGAAAGUUCGAUGUGGACUCACAAAUGGGAAUGGAUGAGAGCACUCUGAAAGCUUCAACCAACACGGAUCCAUCGGCUCCAACUGACUUCUCCAAGAUGUCGUCGCACUAAAGAUACUCAUUUUCCUUCUUGAAUCCUGUUUUGGUUUUAAAAAACCCGUCUAUUUUCUAAUUUAAAAUUUUCCACCCUCAACAUCUUUCCUACCCCCUCAACUUUUUUCUUUCUUUCACUCUAAUCAGUAAUGUUCAAUCGAUCCGUAAUAGAAAUAGUACGAUGAUUGGGAUAAUGGGCCCCUGUCAUAUUUCAAAGUCUGUUCUAUUUUCUCCUUCUAAUUUCUCUCUUUCUUUCUCAUUUCAUUUUUCGCGUCUCUUCCUAAUUGCUUGUGUUGUUAAAAACGAAUUUCAUUGAAUUAUAAUUUGAUUUCCUAUAUAUUUCCAAACAUAUAACCCCUACCUAUCCUAUCUAUUCAGACCCAUAAUUCACCAAAAAACGAUGAUUGCACUUAUUGAAAAUUGAGAAUAAAUUUGUGCUAUGCCCCUCAAUUG
This is a messenger RNA of Caenorhabditis elegans, 1600 nucleotides long. It is a transcript of the gene cdl-1, whose product is annotated as Histone RNA hairpin-binding protein. The transcript has 5 exons. The record is from RefSeq and is marked reviewed. Lineage: Eukaryota; Metazoa; Nematoda; Chromadorea; Rhabditida; Rhabditidae. Gene Ontology annotation, molecular function: mRNA binding; RNA binding. Gene Ontology annotation, cellular component: nucleus. Gene Ontology annotation, biological process: mitotic chromosome condensation. The coding region runs from base 18 to 1166 and encodes 382 amino acids.